Molecule: messenger RNA, 591 nt
Organism: Prunus armeniaca (apricot)
Lineage: Eukaryota; Viridiplantae; Streptophyta; Magnoliopsida; Rosales; Rosaceae
Source: the annotation of a GenBank genome assembly
AUGACGACGUGUCAUAAUUGGCCCCAGCGGUUAUUUGCAGUUUCCCAAUGCCAAACGCCUUCUUCCUUUCUUUUUUAUUAUUUUCUUUCUUUCUCUUCCCUUUUCUUGCACCAGAUCCAACUUCUUCCUACUUUUCUUUUCUUCGUUUUCCCUUGUUCCCCCAGCUCAAAACUGAGUGAGAGAGUAAGAUCAAAUGGAAAACAUCUGCCUCCAGCCGCUGGGAAAAGAGCCCAAGUCGAUUUCAACCCCUUCAGCCCUUCUCCCUUCGAAGAAGCCCUUCUGCCGUUGCUAGAAGGGACCUUUUUGUGCGGGUUUUCCUCUAUGAUUCUCAAUUUCGCUCCCUUCUUGGUAUAUUCAAAGUCACCUGUUGGGAUUUUAGCAAGCAUCAAACCCUCUUUUGACCUAUUUUGUUAUUGCAACAACGUGAGUGCUUACAACGUGGGUGCUAGCAAGGAAGGGCUCGCACUAAUCUUCUGGGAUUCCCUUUUCUUUGAUUUGCUCGAGUUGCUGGAAGGGUGCCAAUUUCCGUGUGAACAAAACUGUUGGUAUGGGUUUCUACCUUUUCCUCUUCUUACUUUAAUCUUGCUCUGA